Molecule: messenger RNA, 2487 nt
Organism: Heterobilharzia americana
Lineage: Eukaryota; Metazoa; Platyhelminthes; Trematoda; Strigeidida; Schistosomatidae
Source: the annotation of a GenBank genome assembly
CGAAUCCGAAAUUCUGAGCAACAUUUUAAUUUCCCACCAGCAGUGGUAGGUAAACUCAUAGUAAAUCCCUUUAUUUGCACCAUAUCACGUACACUGAACUCCAUUCCAUAUAGCACCAAUUUGAACACGAUUAUAUAUGUCCUUCAAGGUCGGCCGAAAACUGAAGCCAGCCACAUUCGUUUUUGGGAUAACUUUUAGCUUCACUCGUGAUAUGCAAAUGUAAAGUUGCCAAUAUAUGCCUCAAAAUGUCCGAAGUGAAGACCAGUUUUCUGGUAGGUGACUUCCCAAGACGAACAAAUUGACAAGUUGCAGUCUAAGUGACAGUGACAGAAUUUGAGAAGCUGAAUAUCCCAUAUUGCAUUUUUUGCUACCAAGUUCUACCUGAAAUUGUAUUACUGUUCGUUGUACCGGCUUAUAAACUAUGAGGCAUUGGAUUGGAGUCUCACUGUCGCUUCUUCGAACUGGAAGAUCAAAGAAUGUCAAAGCCUUCACGGGGGAAAGAUGUUGCUCCUCAUAUAUCGACGAAUAUCCGCACAUUCAAACUGGUUCUGUGAAUAAUAUAACUGUAACUAUUGUGAAUACUUCUCAGAUGACAGUUUCUAAACUUGUAAAUCAAUUCUUGGAGAACUCGAGUAUUGGAAGCUUUAAUUCUCCAACAGUUUACAUUAAAAACAUUCAAGUUGUUCGGCAGAAGUUAGAAACACUUAUUAACAGCGGACGAGAUAAAUUGGAAAUUGUUACAGAUUUUGAUCGCACACUAUCGAAAUAUCGUCAUAAUGGUAUAAUCUUACCAACUUGCUAUGGUAUUUUUGAAGCAGUUCCUGAACUAACUGAACCGACAAAAUCUAUUCUUGUGAAUCUACGAAAUAAAUACUAUCCUAUUGAAAUGGAUGUUAGUUUGACAGAAGGCGAAAAAAUCCCACAUAUGAUAGAAUGGUGGGAAUCAGCUCAUAAAGCAAUGGUUGAAUGUGGACUACACAAAGCUACACUAGAGAAAACUGUUAAAGAAAGCCGUUUAAUGUUAAGAGACAAAGUGGAUGAUUUUUUACAAUUACUAUAUGACAAUAAUGUGCCUGUGUUAGUUUUCUCUGCUGGACUUGGAGAUGUGAUUGCUUUCUUCCUUCAUCAUUCAAAAGUUUAUCGUGAUAACAUGCGUGUUGUGUCAAACUUUAUGAUAUUUGAUGAUGAUGGUAAACUAACGGGAUUCACAUCACCAAUCAUUCACAUAUUCAAUAAAACAGCUAACACUGUUGCUGAUAAUGGUUUACCUAAACGACCUAAUGUUCUGUUACUUGGUGAUUCUACUGGUGAUGUGCACAUGGCUGAUGGUGCUGUAGUCGAUGAUUCAACAGGACAAUUGGGAACUGUACUACGUAUUGGUUUUUUAAAUGAAGCAAUUGAAGAGAAUUUGGAGAAAUAUCAAUCACUUUAUGAUAUUGUUCUUGUAAAUGAUGAUACAUUCAAUAUUCCUUUGAAAAUAAUUCAAAGUAUUCUAACACCUGAUGAUUUAAUAAGAUAAUUAACUAGUUAUAAAUUUUAUUACCUGAUUAGAUAAUUCAUGCGUUUACCUUCAGAUUUUAAUCCUAUUUUCUAUACUAUCAUGAAUAUGAUUAUUAUCAUUACUAAUUUUAUUAAAUCCUCAGGUUUCAGUGAAAAAAAAAUAAUUCUCAUUAAUAUGGAUAUUUUCUUUAGUUUAGAAGUUAUAAUUUUGUUGUUAUAAAAGUUAUAUGGUAGAUCUGCUUUCCCUUGUCUUAUACUUUCAUCAAUUAUUUCAUCUUGUCUAAUUAGAUUCUAGUCGGAGAGUUGUGUUUACCUUUGGUAAGGUGGCUAUAUUGGUAGCAUUAAUAUUGAUAAUCUCCUUUAUUGAAUUACUAUGAAAUAAAUAUAACUACAAUAAUUUAAAAAAAAAUUUUUUUUUCUCUGAUCUAGAAUUUCUUUUCAAUAUAUAAUGAUAAUGGAAUAAUUAAUUUUCUUCUUGACUUUUAAUAUUACUUUAAACAAAUAUCACUUUAAUACUAUUGAAACAUUGAAUACUUAUUUGAUUGAUUGAUGCAUUUUAAUGUUAACAAACAAUACUCUCUGCCGGUAUCCGAUAUGUUGUACGAGAUAAGCUUAAUGUUGAUAAUCUUGAUUUAAAAUAUUAUAAUAAAUAAAGAGAUUAAUCUUUCAAUUAAUCACAAAAUUAUUCAUUUUAUACACUAUUUGUUUGAAAUAAUGAUCAUUAGAGUUGGGUUAACCUGGAUAAAGUUUACAUGGCAACAUAUCGGAUACUGUUUAUGGGUGAAUUCUACUUUCAGUAGAAAUUUUUGUUGUUGACAAAUGGUAAUUAAAUGUACCUCUUUUUCUUCUCUCUUCUCUAUUCACUGGUUAGCAGCAACCACAUGUGUACACUUGUACAAAUGCAAACUGUAUUCUUUUCUCUCUUUUGUUAUUCUUUAAAAAGUAAACUGUAAGAAGAAAACCGGAGGUGGAAAUAUAAUUUAUUGA